GUAUUUGAAAUCUGAUAACAGAAUUUCAAGUGGCUGAUAUAGUAGAUCUUAUGAUACGUACUAUCAAUAUAAUCAACAUUUUACGUGUUCUCUUGGGCGUGUGCUAUUAUAGAUUUAAAAGACAUCUACUGUGGAAGUUUAGUCGGCAUAACCUCUUAUGAAAUAGCUAUUCCUUUGUUAACAAGCGGUAAAGUGGUGUGACUGUUCAUUAUGGCAAGUUUAGACGAUGCGUGUGUUUCAAGUGACGAUGUCGGUUCAUCAAUAAAUGAGGAAGAAGGGUUUACAAAGCAUAUCAGGGAAUAUGACAAUUUCCGAUCGUUCAUAAAUGAAGAAGAACUGAAUUCAGAAAUGGGGAAUACUACUCUACAUGGAUUGAGUAGUUACAUUGCUAAGAAUUUUGAGUCUUGGAAAGACAAGAAACUGAUUGUCGGUGUAACAGGUAAAACUGGUGCUGGAAAAUCAAGUCUUAUAAAUGCUCUGAGAGGACUGAAACCCAGAGACAAAGGGGCGGCUGCAGUGGGUGUCUCAGAAACAACGAAAACAAUACAGUCUUAUCCAUAUCCAGGACAUGACCAUGUUAUACUGAAAGACUAUCCUGGAAUUGGAACUCAAGACUUUUCAAAAGAUGACUACAUGGAGAAAACCAAACUGCUCGAUUCCAGCGUAAUUGUUAUUGUGUCCAGUGAGCGCUUUACCGAAAAUGAUUUGUGGAUAGCAAAGAAAGCUAUGGAAGUCCAUCGAAAUGUUCUUUUCGUCCGGACAAAAAUUGAUACUGAUCUACGUAACUCCAGAGAAGACGAUCCAGAUAAUUUCAGUGAGUAUACAUGCAUGAAAAUUAUCAGAACUGGCAUAGAGAGCAAUAUAGACAAGGGUAAGUUAGAUCUGCAAAAUUAUCGUGAUGUUAUUUACCUAAUAACUUCACGGGACAAAACAAAAUACGACUUUGUUUCUCUGGUGGAUAAGCUUAAAAGUCUAUUAAGCAUGAAAGUGAAGGCUCUAUGCUAUCUUUUGUAUGUGCACAUGGAAAAAACAAUCAAAUCAAAAACAGAAACUGUUGAGAAAGAAUUCAUCGGUAGAAAGGUCGCGUCUGUAGUCACUGGAUUUUUACCAAUCCCAAAACUCGAGUCAACGCUGGACACGUACCAUGUGACUAAAAUAUUUGAAACAUGUCGAGAGAGAUAUUGUAUCGACAAAGCCUCGUUAAAACAGUUUGCAGAAGAAGUUGAUAUGUCUGAGAAAGAUAUUGAAAACCAGCUGAAGUCGUAUAGUAAAGAAAUCAGUGAUGCAAAACAGCUGUAUUCAGAAACGGAGGAAAUGAAAUGGUCGUUCUUUGAAAAAUAUUCGAAGUAUACGUUUCCGGGCCUUGGUAUGCUUUACUCUGCACACAAGUCCCCUCGUACAAUGCAAGAGUGUUUGGAAAAGAUCUGUAAGGUUAUGGCAGAGGAUGAAUUGGUUCUAAUAAAACUAAGAUUAAGAAAACUUGAACGAGAUCUGAUGACGAACUAACACGAAUCAGUUCUUUUUUUGCGCGGGAAUCUGGAAUUUCCGUUUGUUUUCAUCGGCGCAAAACAUUCUCAUGACGUCGAACGAACUACAUUUGUGUAAUAGACUAAUGCAUUGAUAUUUAUUUUUUACACAAAAUACGGAUGAAAACUUCAAAUUCCUUUUAAUUCCUUUUUAUUCGUUAUAGUUUAUUAUUGAAAAUGCAUAAAGUUAGAUGACAAAACUAAAUCGGAACAUUGCGUUGCUGUUCUUUAAAAAGUAUUUCCUUUUUCCAGAGGUUAUUUUUCAUGAACACGUUACUAUACGAAAACAGUGCUAUAAAGAAAAUCAUGUUUAGUUUCUUUUUCAUUUUUAUAAUUAUUAGUUAAAUUUCAUCUGUACCUACAACCGGUGAAAGAUUCUUUUAAUAUUCAGCUAUACAACAGGUAUAUGUAUGAAUGCAUGAAUGUGUGUAUGUAUACAAAUAAAACUUAUUGGUUUUUAAUUUUUAGCACUGAUGCCAAAUUAACAAAAUAGACAAUAUAAAGUGAAAAAGACGAAAUUUAUUACAGGCAAAAUUUUGCUUCUAUAAUACUUGUAGUAACAUUUGUAUCUCUACUUUAAUUACCAUGAAGUUGAAAUAUACGGAACUUGUGUUACAAGACUUAGCAUUGAUCCAGCCAAGAAUGACUUUGAAACGAACGAAGAAACGAUUUUUAAAGUUAUAUACAUAGACUUGGUUACUUUUGCAAAUUAAUUCACGAUUUCGGCCGUUGGUAUGUUUUACUUUGCGUAAUAAGAUAAUCAGAUGAUGCUGUUUGAAUACGAGGAAUUUAAAUUACA
Molecule: messenger RNA, 2325 nt
Organism: Mercenaria mercenaria
Lineage: Eukaryota; Metazoa; Mollusca; Bivalvia; Venerida; Veneridae
Product: T-cell-specific guanine nucleotide triphosphate-binding protein 2-like
Exons: 3
Coding region: 211-1506 (431 amino acids)
Cellular component (GO): membrane
Molecular function (GO): GTPase activity; GTP binding
Source: RefSeq, a predicted model, not a curated record